GGGAUAAAAAUGGGAAAAAAAGAGUAAAAAACCGCAAACAAAGCAGACUCAGCACUCCUAUUUGUAGUGAAAGGCCUAAAAGCAGCGCACAAGCUGCCAGUGAUAUGAAAAGGGCGAGAAAAAGAGAAGACGAAAAAAGAGGCGCUUGAGAGAGAGAGAGAGAGAGGAGAUGCAGAGGCAAGAUGAAACGACGUCGUCGGGGCUGUACGGAGGGGAGAGAGGUGCUGGCGGCAAGUUCGGCAAACCUCCAUCACGGAAGCCGCACGCCACUCCCUAUGACCGGCCCCCGCCCAAUCAAUCCCGCUCCGACAACGGGCGAGGUGGAGGCGGCGGCUGGUUCUCCAAGCCCGUGAAUUUGGCCUACCGCCUAAUAUCCGGCGGCGCCACAAGGAUGUUGCCGUAUUUCUUCUCUAAAUCGCCUUCCACUGAUGUUCUUCCGACCUCCGAUGACCAGGAUCACGAUAAAUUGCAUACUGAGGUGCAGGAAGAUGCCAAUAAUGACAGAAAGGGCACUUUAAAUUUUGAAAUAUCCAGAUCUGCUGGAGUUGCAGGUCCUAGUGGAACUGCAGAGGGAGCUAAGCCUGUUUCUGGUUUUGAUCGGCACAUACAAGAUAAACAGGACAACCUACCUGAUGAUAGCGGGCUUUCUGAAAUUGAGCAGCUGAUGAAAGGGAAAAAAUUUUCUAGGGACCAAAUUGAUCGCCUAACAGAGAUACUGUAUUCAAGGGCAGCUGAUCUUUCUAAUUUUGAGCGGGAAAAGAAAAAUCCAAUUGUAAAUACAGGAAGAGAAGCUGAAGGGAAUCUCAAUGCCCAUGAAAUUUCAAGAAAAUCUGUGGAAGUAAAGCUGGACUUGAACAGAUCUAUUUGGGGAGUCUCUACUCCUCUUCCCUCGUCAACUAUACAAGAUGAAGUUGGUGCUUCACCUGUUGAAAUUGCAAGAGCAUAUAUGGGAACUCGAACAUCAGAAAUAGGACUUGGUUCUAAGAGCAUAAUAGCAAAAGAUGAAAGAACUUUCCUACAUAGUGAUGAUAUUGCAUCAAAUCCGUUUAUUGCAUCACCUUCACCAAAGCCACCUAUAUGCUGGCCAGGUGCUAUGGUACAGGAUCAACGCAGUUAUUUAACCCCACAGGGUCAAAGAAGCAGAUUAGGAGUUAAUAAUUUUCCCCGAACUCCCUAUUCUAGAACUAUUUUUUCAAAGCCCCACUCCAAGUCAACUCAAUCACAAGCUGAUAGCAGUAGGCACCUAAACACUCCAUCAACGCCCUUGCUGCAAUCACAAUCUCCCAUUUUUGAACAGGUGAAAUCAAGGAGCAAUGUGUUGGAUGAUGGCAAUGGAUCUGUAGGGCCCAUUCGUAGGAUAAGAAAUAAGACUGUUUUGAGAACUCCCCAAGGACCUUCAUUUUCUCAUUCUGCUUUACAUGGGCCUGCACUGGUGGAAAAUUCUGAUGCAUCCAAAGGCUUCUUCCCUGAUGUCAAGAAGAAUUUGCAACCUGGAGCAUCAAGUAGCACUUCUAAAUUUCUGUCACUAGACAAUAAGCCACACAGCAACGAAGUCAGUGUUCCAACCGUUCAUCCACAAUCUUCUCUGAUGGCUCGUAAGAUAUUGGAGCACCUUGAUAGAAAUCCACCGACCCCCAAAGAAAAGUUGGAUGAAUUAAAGCUAGCCACUACAUGGAAGAAACCCUCAUCUUCUGAAGUUGCUACCACAAGUGAAAAUACCGGGAGUGAACACAGAAGUAACUCUCUUUUCAAAGUUCAGCAGCCAGAAAGGAGGGCCAAUGAAGCCACUGAUUCUGUAAACAAGAACGCUUCAGUGUCCAACAUAGUCUUUGGCAACACCACUACAAAACAUAAUGAAAAUGCAGGGCCUUCAUUAGUUUCCAAAAAAAGUCUUGAUGUUCAAAUCAAGAGUCCACAUGAGAAGGCUAUCAUGGGGUUCCAUGAUGGGAAGCAGAAUGAGAAAAAUCAGCUUUGGCCUCUUCAAAUUCAAACUAAUGGGCAGCAUACAUCUAAGAUGGUUCACUUUGGUGCUGGGUCUGAAGUACCCAACCUACAAAAGAAGCCCCAACCUCAGGUUUUGGGUAUUAAACCGAUCUUGACAUCUAUUUCCAUCAACAAACCUGAUCCAAGCACAAUUUCUUCUAAUAAUAGCUCUGGAUUUACAUUCCCUGUUUCUGCUUCUUUUGGUGUACACUCUGAGCCACCAACUCCAUCAAUCAUGCCGUUAUUCUCAGCCAGCAGUGUUCAUCAGCCAAAGGAGGGACAUGCUAUUCCUUCAUACAGUUUUGGCUCCAAGAGCUCUAACCCAGCUCUUGUUUUCUCUUUCCCCUCUACGAGUAGUGCCUCUGUCCCUAAUGAUGCUUCCAACCUCAAGUUCAACUUCGGAUCCGAUCAGAAGACUAGGUUAUCUUUCAGUUCAGUAGGGAAAGAUGCCAUCACUUAUGUCAACUGAAAUAGUGUUUAAAUAUUAGUUUUUUUUUUUUUUUUUCUUUUUUCCUUGUUCCUUUUUAUCUUUUUUAAUAUACCUCUUAUGGGAAUAAGUCGAUUCUUUUUUUUUGCUUUUGUGUGUGUGUGAAGAAUCCUGAGUUCUAGCUCACAUGCUAUUGCCACUCUUUUUUUCCCGUUCUUUACUUUUCAUCUUUUUAGAUGUUUGAUUCGAAUUUUAUUAGCUACAAAAACGGAGAAAGAUUGGUGCAUUUAGCUUAUUUGCUUUAUUUUCUGAUCAGUUUGUGUUUUCUUGUAAGUGCUUCCUCUGAUUUUAUUCCUUGAAAAGGAAGGCACUAAGGGGCUGUUGUUCGCGUGAUUCUGUGAAAUCAGAGCAUCCCCAUAACUUCAUGAUCAGAGGCUGUAAUGUGACCAAUGCCAUUAGAAAUCAGAGCCAUCCCCAUGGCCCAUGGUACCCACCGUUAGAGCCUCAAAAGAAUUUUCUACUUUUGUUCCCUAAAACACUCCGCUUUAGUGGUUUCUGAUAAUAUCAAUGUGUCACCCAUGCGUCAGAACUUGUGAUUCUAUUCUUUUAAGUGGGACUAUGUUUGGUAUACGUUUUUUCAUCUGCAAGGACACUAGGUUGGGAUGGCUGUGACUUGGGUAGUUGAUAUUUUGGAAUCACACUGCACGCUUUAAUUAAAUAAAAAUACCCUUCUGUAUAUGAAAAAAUAGCAGGUUGUUUGGUGGUUGCCUCGAUCAAGUGGUGACGUGGAAACCACCUCUGACUCUGAUGAGAUGUUAAGGUUUACAAAUCUAGGAUUCUUGAUGAGAAACAUGAAAUGAUGAUCAUAGAUUUUAUUGUCUGUAAGGAGUAAGGAGUAAGGAGUAAGGACUAAGGAGGGAGUCAAGCAAACAAAACUAUAUAGAUUAGAUUCCUCUUUGUCUGAUGAGUGCUGCCUGUAAUCGAGUUUUUCUCUCCUUUAACUCCUAAUAAUGGUUUUUAUUUAUUUUUAUUUUUUAAAUAGAUGUGAAAUAAUAUUUUAUUCAUAUUAAUUUUUUUUCUAUUUAUAAUGUUGAUAUUUCUUUUAUAUCAUGGAUUUUAUUCCUUUUCUCUGUUUUUAUUUCUUUAAAAAAUUGAUUUUACCCAUUUAGGAAAAUUUUAAAAAUACCAAAUUGAUAAAGGAAUGUUAGAAAAACCUUAAAGAAUGUUUUAUUUGGGCUUAUGCAUAUUUGUUGGGAUUGAGGAUGAGAUGAGAUGCCUCAUGUUGAAUUUUCAUUUUAGAUUUUUUAAUAUCUUUUAUAUAAUUAAAAAAAUCAUUUUAAGAAGAGUAAUUAUUCACCCAAGUAGUAAAUGAAGAGACAUGAAACCCAGGGUAAAGUCGACAGUUUUAACGGGCUAGGGGUGAAGUGCGAUUUUAUUGAAACGACGUCGGUUUGAUAACGGAACGCGCCCUCGCCAACUGGGCUUCGCUCCUAUAUACGCGUUUCCUUUCUAGGACUUCGUCUACUACCGAGCACCUCUCUGCUACUUUCUUCAUUUCCAAUUCUCUGAUCCUUACCCUCCGCCGUUCCGUUCAGGGUUCCGGGGCCCACUAAGUCCGACGCCUCUUAUCUCCAUUUUUCUUUUCGGAUCGAAUCCUCAUCUUCUUAGAUCUACCACCAUUCAUGGCUCCCAGCACCAUAAAAAAAGCAAUCGGAGCCGUCAAAGACCAAACCAGCAUCGGCAUAGCCAAAGUCGCCGGCAACGUAGCGCCUGACCUCGAAGUUUUGAUCGUCAAGGCCACUAGUCACGACGACGAUCCCGCCGACGAGAAGUACUUGAGGGAGAUCCUCAACCUCACCUCUUAUUCCAGAGGAUACGUGAGUGCCUGCGUUGUCACCAUCGCCAAGCGCCUCGGCAAGACUCGGGAUUGGAUGGUGGCGCUCAAGGCGUUGAUGCUCGUUCACAGGCUUGUAUCCGAUGGAGAUCCAAUCUUCAAGGAGGAGAUCGUCUACGCCACGCGAAGAGGUGCUAGGCUCUUGAAUAUGUCUGAUUUUCGCGAUGAGGCGCACUCGAAUUCGUGGGAUUAUUCGGGGUUUGUGAGGACUUAUGGCUUGUAUCUUGAUGAGAAGCUUGAGUUUAUGGUGUAUGAGAAAAAAUUGAGUCCCGGUGGUGACGACGACCGACGACGACGUGAUGAGUAUGGAGAUUAUAGAGAUGAGCCCAUGUAUGGAAUGCCGCGGAGAUCUAGAUCGUACGGGGAUUUGAAUGAAUCUGCUGUGAGGGAGCAGAAGGAUGUGGGGACGCCAGUAAAAGACAUGAAGACAGAGAGAGUUUUGGGGAAAUUGAAUGGUUUGAUGCGGAUUGUUGAUCGCUUUUUGGCUUGUCGUCCCACCGGUGUGGCAAAAAAUAGUAGGAUGGUACUCGUUGCGCUUUACCAGAUUGUGAAGGAGAGUUUUGGGCUAUAUGCUGAUAUAUCCGAGGCAUUGGCGGUGCUGCAGGAUCGGUUUUUUGAAAUGGAGUAUGCAGAUUGUGUUAAGGUUUUUGAUGCACAUGUGGGUGCUGCGAAGCUGAUUGAUGAACUCGUGGGGUUCUAUAAUUGGUGUAGGGAUACUGGGGUGGCGAGGUCUUCAGAGUACCCGGAGGUGCAUAGAAUUACGGACAAGGUUUUGGGGUCAAUGGAUGGAUUUUUGAAAGACAAGGGGAAGUCAUCCAAAAGUCCUGAGAGGAGGGAGGAGAACCCACCAAUAGUUGAGGAGCGGGAACCAGAUAUGAAUGAGAUAAAGGCUCUUCCUCCGCCUGAGAAUUACAGUCCACCUCCACCCCCACCCCCACCCCCAUCUGAGCCACAACCCAAGCCACAGCCUCAACAGCAGACGGAAGACUUGGUGAAUUUAAGGGAUGAUGCAGUGUCUGCUGAUGAUCAAGGCAACAAAUUGGCGUUAGCCUUGUUCUCAGGGCCUCCAACUUCUAACAAUAAUGGAUCAUGGGAAGCAUUCCCAUCUAAUGGAGGGCCGGAGGUAACAUCUGCAUGGCAGACACCCGCCGCUGAGAGUGGUAAAGCAGAUUGGGAACUGGCUUUGGUUGAGACUGCUAGUAAUUUAUCAAAGCAGAAAAAUGCUAUGGCAGGUGGCUUUGAUCCAUUGCUGUUGAAUGGCAUGUACGAUCAGGGAGCAGUGAGGCAACAUGUGAGCACUGCUCAGCUGACCGGGGGAAGUGCAAGCAGUGUGGCACUCCCUGGACAGGGCAAGAAUGCUACACCAGUUCUAGCACUGCCUGCACCGGAUGGGACUGUCCAAGCAGUGGGUCAUCAGGAUCCAUUUGCAGCAUCGCUUGCAGUGCCACCUCCUUCAUAUGUGCAGAUAGCUGACAUGGAAAAGAAGCAGCACCUGCUUGUGCAGGAACAGCAAGUUUGGCAGCAGUAUGGAAGGGAGGGGAUGCAAGGCCAAGUGGGUUUGGCCAAGAUUGGUGGGCCUGGUUACUAUAGCGCAGCUGCUCCACAGCAAAUGAUGCAAAUGAUGCCUUAUGGGAUGCCACCAACCAAUGGCAUGGUGCAGCCAGGAGGGUACCAGUACACACCUUACUGAAUUGGCUUUGACAAGGAACUGCUUUUAUUCAUGCUACAAUGCACAUAAGUAUGUAUAUCAUACAUCAUAAUUUUUUCUGUUGAUUGCCAUUGUUAUUAGUAUGCAUCUGACCGGAAUGAACAGAGUCACAGGAGUUUGAGAAUACAUAAAAGAUACUAUACUAUGCACAAUGGAGAUUUGAUAUUUUUUUUCUUUGUGGUUUGAAAUCUCAUUCUGUAAUUGUCAUUCAGAAAGAUGUUGGAUGUUCAGCCGCU
Molecule: messenger RNA, 6248 nt
Organism: Vitis vinifera (wine grape)
Lineage: Eukaryota; Viridiplantae; Streptophyta; Magnoliopsida; Vitales; Vitaceae
Product: nuclear pore complex protein NUP1
Exons: 9
Coding region: 170-2452 (760 amino acids)
Biological process (GO): nuclear membrane organization
Cellular component (GO): nuclear envelope
Source: RefSeq, a predicted model, not a curated record